AUGAUUUCUGAAGAUGGAAAAGGUGUUAGAAUGAAUGAAGUUCUGGAAGUUAAGAAUUCUGAAAAACUUUCAAAUUCUAUUGUGAUAAAGGUGUUUGGCAGAGAAUUGGCGUCUCAUAUUGUUGCUUGGGAGAUAAGAAGACAAUGGAUACAAUAUGGUCAAUUUCAUUUUACCACUCUAGGAAGAGGGUGGUUCUUAUGUUCUUUUCAAUCGGAGGAGACGAUGGAAGCAGUACUGUCAGGGGGGCCAUGGUUUAUCAAUGGGCACAUUGUGGGAAUGGAGAGAUGGUCCACUGAAUUUUCAGCUAACUCCAUGAAGGGGCUGACAUCUCCUAUAUGGGUUAGGAUGCCUAACCUUCCCUUGCAAUGUUGGGAUGAAGAUAAUAUAGCUAGAAUAGCUUCUAGAAUUGGAAUCCCUUUGAUGAUGGAUGGGAAUCUCUUCCAAUGGGGAAGAAGAGAGUUUGCAAGAAGUCUUGUCAAUAAUAAGGAAGGAAGAAAGCCAAUCCAAAAGAGCAUUGCAGUCAAAUCCAGCAAAAUAAUAUUUGUUAAGAAGAUGGGAAAUGAAAAAGUCACUAUGGAAGAAGGAAAUGAUGGAGCUGAUGACAGAUUUAUCACCCCAACAAAAGAUCCGGUUCUGAGUAAUGAAGACCAUUUAGAAGAAGGAGAACUUAUUCCAGACAAGGAUCAGCCUAUUAUAGAGAAGAGCAAUCAAGUUGAAGAGGACAGAGAUAGUUUCUCAAAGGAUAACAAGGAGGGACCUACGAGUAAGUCCCCUGUUUCUUCCUAUUCUAAAUUAUCAAAUUCUGGAAACAAAUUUGAUAUCCUAAGUUCAGUACCUGAAAAUCUGGUUAAUGAAGAUUUGUUAGUUUCGGUUAAAGAAAAGAAAUAUGCUGAAAAAUUCAGUGAUGGUUCGAAUAAAAGGCUGACCAAAGUUGAAAAUUGA
This is a messenger RNA of Dendrobium catenatum, 942 nucleotides long. RefSeq lists its product as uncharacterized. NCBI's taxonomy places the organism in Eukaryota, Viridiplantae, Streptophyta, Magnoliopsida, Asparagales, Orchidaceae. The record is from RefSeq and is a predicted model, not a curated record. The transcript has 2 exons. The coding region runs from base 1 to 942 and encodes 313 amino acids.